GACUGCCCUCUGACAGCGUUGUUUUUACACUACGUCAUAUGUUUUCCAAGCUGUAACGGACAACACGAAACACAGUAUGGUCUAUAUUUAAACGCUUUGUGAUUGGCUAACUAUUGACAUUAAGAUCACGAGGCACACGCUUCACGUUGCAUUCAAGGGAGGCGAGCUGCCCGCCUGUCGCUCUGGCCGCCAUCUUGCUUCACGUUUUGUCAGCUGCACACGGCCCUCAAGUUUGGUCUGCGUGUUGACACGAGUGGCUCAGCGAUAAACAACACUGUUUACACCUCUCACGCUCCCUCAACAGUACAAGAAACAAGUUUGAGAAAACUCACAACUAGUUUUCAUAAUAUGUUAAUACAUUGUGGCAGAGCCAGAGAGUUUUCAGUGUUGCAAACAAACGUCUUAAAGGCCAGUGGAGAGGACCGAAGCGAAAGAAACUGUCAAGUCUAAGACAGCAAUUAAGAUGAUGACUACGUGCGAUUCCUUAAAGUCUGCAACUCGUCGGAAAGUUGGCAGAACAGACAUUUAUACUUCACUGUUUGUGUGUUUAAUCCUUACGGUGCUUCGCACAGCAACUAGUAGUGGUGUACAGGGAGCAGAUGUGGAGGAGACAGCAGCGGGGACAAACAGUAUCAUCGCGGGAAGCCACUUGCUUCCAGAUGGAAAUAUCAGUUCCACAUUAGAUAAUAAUGCCACGAGCUCACAAAGUAUUUACUUCAUUUCGGUGCUUUUUGAAAAAUAUAGCAGUUCCAAACUACAGCUGUCCUUGGACGGGUUCACUCAGCUGCUGUGCAAUCUGGGCUUGCUACACAUCAAUGACGAGACUGGUCAAGCAGACGAAAUAUCGAGUGCGUUUAAAUUUGUCUGUAAAAAUAUAACCUACUCUGCAUUCCGAGCGCAGAAUCGUGUUAAACAUGAUAGUCGACAGGACCAGGAACGGACACAUGCGCAGGCUGAUGAUGACGGCGACCACGAUCACAAUCCAAACCCUUUCAUAAUGACCACCAGUUCACAGGAGCAGCCUGCAAACGACCAUACUCGUGGCCUGCACUGUUUCAACCAUCUACACCAUAACGGUGACCACUUCUUAGGUGAUCAUGUCUCGGGUGCUUUGAGUGAUGUCACCACACAUGCCAGCCGAAGGAAAAGAACAGCGAAUAUAUUCAAGGCUGUCGAGCGGAGAUCUCUUCCGUCCACCACCAGCAAAGGACAGCAGCUGUCAUCAGCCGCACCUUGGGGUUACUUGAACUUGGCAAAGUGUGUAGACCCCCAGGAGCUGUUUGACAUCUUCCACAUUCCCUCAAAUGGCACCAUGAGUUACUCUGACUUCCUCAACGUGUGUCCAGCUCUCAUCUAUAUCAUAGACCAAAAAACAUUUCAGCAAGAAGAUAUUCAUGAUCACACACAUUCCACUGGAGUCCCGCACGCCUUCCAGAAUAUACCUGGCAAAGUAUGGGGCUACAGCACUCUAGCAGUACUCAUCAUUUCACUGGUGGGCUUGUUGGGAGUGGCUGUUAUUCCCAUCAUGCAGAAGGUUUUUUAUAAUCACUUGCUGCAGCUGCUUGUGGCCCUGGCUGUGGGGGCAUUAUCAGGGGAUGCCCUGCUACAUCUCUUGCCCCAUGCUCUUGCUGCCCAUCCUGAUCAUGAGCACACACACCAAAUGUCUGUUGAGGAUGAAAGUCAGCAUCUGCAGUCAGUGUGGAAAGGGCUGACAGCCCUUCUAUGUAUUUUUUUCUUUUUUCUAGUGGAGAGAAUCCUCACAAUUGUCACAGAAAAGAAAAGGAGGAGAAAGACUAUGGGCCGUUUAAAAAAGAAGCGAUGUGAGCAGCUUUGUGAUAUUGAGAAGAGCAGUGCUGUUGGAGCAAAGUUAUCUUCCCAUGAUGCAGAUGACCAUCUUAACUGUGAUCAAAUGGUCAUGGUAGUACAUCCAAACAAAUCCCUGAAAGGCUAUGCUGAUGCUACACAUGAUGUCUUGCUACACCAGUGUGAUGAGAGUCUCAGUCAGCCUGAGGGAAAUUUUGAGGAUGAUGUCAUAGAUUCCUCACAUGCCAGCUUUGGUCACUCCCAUAGUGGCCAUGGCCAUGCCCACAGUGUUCCUGGCUCUGUGGCAGCAGUGGCCUGGAUGGUUAUCUUGGGAGACGGAAUUCAUAACCUGAGUGAUGGACUAGCUAUUGGAGCAGCAUUUGCAAGCAGUGUGACUGGUGGUGUCAGUACAUCCAUUGCAGUCUUUUGUCAUGAACUACCACAUGAGAUAGGAGACUUUGCUGUACUACUGCGAGCUGGAAUGUCCAUCAGACAAGCUAUCGUUUACAACUGUGUCUCUUCACUUCUCUGCAUCAUUGGUAUGGUCAUUGGAGUGGCAAUUGGCAAUAUACACAGUGCUUCCAUCUGGAUCUUUGCUGGUGUGGGAGGCAUGUUUUUGUACAUUUCCAUGGUAGAUAUGAUACCUCAGCUGCCAGAGAUGACUGCAGUGGACACAAAGAAGGGAGAGCCCCAGUUCCUACAUUUGUUCUUACAGGUGUGCGGCAUUUUUGUUGGAGCAGGAAUCAUGCUUCUGAUAGCUGUUUAUGAGCAACGUCUACAGCUUUUACUGGAUUGAUUUUCUUUGGGCACCACUGGCAGUUUUACUGGACAAUGGCCACGAUAGCAUCUGGUAGGUGGGCUACAAAAGCUGUGUAGGCAGUGUAUGUGAUAUCUACUGGGUUGUCUGCGGGAUGCUGAUUAUGACUUUUGGACCGAAAUUUAAGAGCUGGCUUCCAGUUGUAAACCUUUCAGUUAAGCAUUUGGCCAACAUAAAUAUAAUUUAAAAACAUUGUUCUGGCUUUCAUAGAUACUGAAAAUACAAUUAGUGUCUAUUUGAGAACACAUCUUCUACAGAAGGUUGUAACUGUAGCUGCUUGCAUUGAUAAGCUUAUCAGACAUACAGGGCAAGGCAACUCCCCCUCCCCCACCCUAAAAAAAAAAUGUUGGGCUUAAAUGAUGGACACUGAUACUUUAAAUAUCUGCUUAACAAUUUAGACUGCAAAAGAAUAGUUCAUCUAUAAACAGGUCUGGGUCAGUUCACAAAGGCCUCCCUAUUUCCAUACUGGGUACUCUUUCAUGAAGAAAAACACAGACUCUAAUUUGUGAUGUUGUGUCUACAUUUUGACAAGAUUAUAGAGUGAAGAUAGGUCAUCUGUUAUCAGUCCAGGAAACUUGUCAGUGGGACCCAAUCAACAUCAAUAAUUUAAGCCCAGCUUAUAGUAGACUUCCCUCAUUGAUUUUUUUUUAAAAAAAAAGAUGAUUCUUGUAACGAGAAUUUUUUUGAAUCUCUUGGUGAAAGAAGUUUUAUGUUCAGAGUUUUUUUUUUUUUAGUAUUAGUGUGUUCUUUCAUGCAGCUAAUGUCCACGGAUCUGUAGAUGUGUGAGUAGGUACACUUAACUAACAAUAUCAGAAGUAGAGAAUUUCAUUUUUUUAUAGUUAUAAUCUAAGCUAGGCAAUAACAACAACAACAACAAAUUUCUUGGCCCCAGUAAAAAAUUGUUUCAUCUUGAAAGGAUGAAUCUGAACUAGUGCAAGUGGAAAUUUGUCCAUAAACAUUUCUCUGGUUAUAUUAGGAUCUCUCACAUAUGGCUAGUAUACAUGGAAUGGUUUCAUCAUAUGUCAACCUAACCACCAUGCUGCAUAGUUCUGUAGCUCAUUAUACUGAUUAUAUUAAGGUCUCUCACAUUGCAUAUCACUAGUAUAAAUAAGUGGUUCCCUCAUGGUCAACCUAGCCACUAUGCUGAACAAUAGCGCUUUCUCGGGUUACUAAAAAUAGAUUGUGAUGUCAUGCAGCAGAGCAUAAUGGGAUUGCUUUGUGGGCAAACACUGCGCGUUGUUAUUUCUGUUUACGCUACAGCGACUGACAGAGAGCGACAUUUUUUUAUAUUAAUCUCUGAAACAAUGCUGAAAACAGGAGGAACCAAGCACUGCUGUUGGGGUUUAUGUAAAUCGGACUCCAGAUAUCCAGAGCGAUUACAGGAGGGGACGUUUUUUAUUCCAUUUCCAAAGCCUGGUAAGACCAGUGACAACAUGACCCAUGCAUUGGGAAAGACAACAGGGCAAGUUCAAGACUGAGAAAGCAAAGCGCCGGCAGUUUUUAUGUGGGCGAUCUGAUUUCCAAAAUGUGGAGAAAAUAACCAGGAACACAUAUAUCUGCUUUCUGCAUUUUCGUGGUAGAAAAGGCCCAACAUCUGAGAGCGACGAACCAGUAUUAGCGACGCUUACAGACGAGGAAACAAAAGCGACAGGGACGUAAAAGGAAGCUACGUGGCGACCAACCUGCACAUUAUCAACGGGACAAAUGAGAAGAAAACUGGUCCAUCUAGGCGUUUACCCCAGAGGAACUGUUCAUUACACUUCUGAGGCUGCGAAAAGGACUUUCACUGAAAAUGAUUGCCUACAUGUUUGACACAUCUGAAUCGUUUGAGAGCAAAUUUUUAUCAGUUUAUGUUCCUACACUUCAAGUCUAUGAAUGUCCCUAUAUUCCCAACAAAGGAUAUGGAUAAAACAUCUUUGCCAAGAGUGUUUAGACAGUUUACAAAUGUCAGAUACUCUGUAGACUGCACACAAUUCUUUUGUAGGACACCCAGGAUUAUGGGCAGCAAGGCAAUGUGUAUUCCUCUUACAA
Molecule: messenger RNA, 4651 nt
Organism: Pomacea canaliculata
Lineage: Eukaryota; Metazoa; Mollusca; Gastropoda; Architaenioglossa; Ampullariidae
Product: zinc transporter ZIP10-like
Exons: 9
Coding region: 464-2599 (711 amino acids)
Biological process (GO): zinc ion import across plasma membrane; intracellular zinc ion homeostasis
Cellular component (GO): membrane
Molecular function (GO): zinc ion transmembrane transporter activity
Source: RefSeq, a predicted model, not a curated record